Neltuma alba is the source of this 3242-nucleotide messenger RNA. Its product is annotated as U-box domain-containing protein 7-like. Bases 147 to 1451 code for a protein of 434 amino acids. Gene Ontology annotation, molecular function: protein binding. NCBI's taxonomy places the organism in Eukaryota, Viridiplantae, Streptophyta, Magnoliopsida, Fabales, Fabaceae. The transcript is spliced from 2 exons. The record is from RefSeq and is a predicted model, not a curated record.
UAUACAGAGUCCUUCCGUAAUUUCUUUGCUUUUCUUUCUCUCUCUGUGCCUUACAAAAGACAAGUAGAAACCGAAUUAUAUAAGGAAACAAACCCAGGACAGUUUUCAGAGUCUCCUAGUGCGUGUCUUCCUCUGACGAACCAAACAUGUCGUCUACUCCUUCAUCUUCCUCUAAUGGGGUACUCUCUUCCAUAACACUUCAUAUCCUUGCUCGCAUCAAAAGGUUUCUCAAACCCAAAGCGACCCGAGUAAGCUCUGAUCCAUCUGAUCAACUCGAAAUAUCAAUUACCAAAUCCGAGAGCAACAUCGACAAGGUUGAGAAUUGUGAAUCAGCGAGGCAAGCUAUGGAGAAACAGAGUUGUGAGGAGGAACAGUCUGUGAUAUCGUUGAAGAGUUGCGUGAAGAAGCUUCACUUUGGGAGCUGGGAAGAGAAGGAGAUGACGGCGAAAGAGAUUGAACGCCUAGCCAAAGAAGAUGUCAGGGUAAGAAAGCUGAUAACGGAGCUAGGAGUGGUGCCGGAGCUGGUGUCAAUGGUGGCGUCGGAGGUGGCUGGCCGGCAGCUAGCAGGGCUGAAGGCAUUGGUCCAGCUCGCCCAUGGAAGUUACAAAAACAAGGCUUUGAUAGUGGAGGCAGGUAUAUUCUCCAAGCUGCCAAAGAGAGUUGACCUUGAUGAAUCAACAAGAAGGGAAUGUGCAGAGCUGCUCUUAUCAUUGUCAUCUCUAGCAAACAGCCAAUUCCCUCUUGCUUCAUUAGAUUUUCUCCCAUUCAUUAAAGACAUUCUGGAAUCAGAUCCAAAUGUUGAAACCAAGCAAUCAUGCCUGGGUGCUUUGUGCAACCUCUCAACCGUGUUAGAGAAUGUAGGGCCUUUAGUUUCAGCUGGGGUUGUGCCUAUCCUCUUAGAACUGUCCUCUAUCAAAGAAAAUUCAGAGAAAGCACUUGCUACUUUGGGAAACUUGGUGGUGACCUUGAUGGGAAAAAAGGCAAUAGAAAAUAGCUUAAUGAUGCCUGAGAGCUUGAUAGAGAUUUUGACAUGGGAAGAUAAACCAAAAUGCCAGGAGUUGUCAGCUUACAUUCUGAUGAUUCUAGCUCACCAGAGCUCAUCACAAACACAGAAGAUGGCACAAGCAGGGAUUGUCCCUGUGCUACUUGAAGUAGCUCUGUUGGGAAGCCAAUUAGCACAGAAGAGAGCACUAAAGCUACUGCAAUGGUUCAAGGAUGAGAGGCAAUCAAAGAUGGGGCCACAUUCUGGGCCACAAACACCAAGAAUGGCGAUGGGCUCACCAGCAGACCACAUAGAAGCAAAAGAGGGCAAGAGAAUGAUGAAGAGCUUGGUGAAACAGAGUUUGCAUAGGAACAUGGAAAUUAUUACUCAGAGAGCCAGCACCCCCGGGGAUCCAACUAGGUUGAAAUCAUUGGUUAUCAGCACAAGUUCCAAGAGUUUGCCUUAUUAAAUGUGUUCUCUCUCUCUCUCUUUUUUUUUUUUUUUUUGAGUGCCUUAAUUUUUUCCUCUUUAAUAUUAGAAUUCCCGGAUCUGUGCUGUGCCUUCACCAGCAGCCAUUGACGGGCCAGAAAUUUACAGAAUGAUUGACAAUGGAAGAAAUAUCACAUUUCUUGCACAUCUUCAGUUCAUCUAGCGGCCAUGUCUAAAGGAAAACUUGAUAUGUCCUCCUUUUUAACAAGGCAAAAGACAUGUCACUUAAACGCAAACCGGAGCUUUCACGUUAGAACGAACAUGGCCGAUCUAGUACCGAGUUCCACGGCAGGAGUCACAUGGCCCACAUCUCAUGACCAGUUCAUACGAUAACACUCCUCAUUUUUCCCCCCAGAAUAAGGCGCAAGCAGAAUUUCACACUCCUCAUCAAUAAUCUUUAUGCCCAAACACAGACAGAUCAAAUUUCGAUGAUUUAGAGGGUCAAAGAGGGUCAACUCAUGAAGUGUAACCUUGUACAAAAAUGUAUAACAUGUAAUAUGGGCAAUCCAUUUUUAAAGUCAAGUAUUCCUAGUUCACUCUAAAAUCAUUACAAAUAGUCUCACGCUAGAGAACGAUACAACACAUGGCCCCGUCUACUGCACUAAGCAACUCGCGGCCACUGGCAUCCUGAGUCCAAAUCCCGAAAGACUACAUGGGAAUUUGAUGUAGGCUGAAUGACAUCGGAUCAAAACGGGACGCGGAAACCACCUCAAAAAUCAUUAGUUACAGCAGUAGUUAAGGCCGCCAAUGAGGUUUAGCAGACAUGAAAAGUUCAAGGAAAUAACAAGCACUGUUAAACAUGCAUUACCCAAAAUAAACUCAAAACAGCAUUAAUUAGUGCUUUUCCAUGUUAAUAGAUCAGUAAAUUUCACACUGAGCAGUUUUAAGCAUGAAAGAACACCACAACACGAAAUGCAAAAGGUAUUUCCAGGGUAGUUAAAAGGAGGAAUUCAACAUGUUUAGAAUUCAGAGAGAGCACUUGCUAAAAGAGAGCCAAAAUCUUAAUUCCAGGUGUUUGAUAGCCAUGCUCAUUUCGAUCAGAAGUUUUGCUCUAUAUUAAAAAUACCAGAAGCUCACACUGUCCCAAACUACAAAACAGAAUCUAAACAACUUAAAUGCACUAAAUUUAAGUGAUCAAACAAUAAGAAUCUAACUAAAAGAAAAGGCAUGCAUACUGAGACAAAAGAUUAGAAAAGAAUAUAAAAAUAUUGCUCUCAGUGAAGCACAUCAGACUCAGAAAUAAAAACAUAAUAGCCACAUCGGGACUUAGGCAUUGAUCUAUAGAAGCACGCUAAACAAACAGCCGGCUCAAAAGGAGGGUUGGCGCAGAAUAAUUAAAAAGACAGACGAGGAACAUCCAAAUAUACAAAAGAAUGUUGUUUAUUCUUUAGCUGUGCACAAGAGAAUGGAAUCAAUUCAGAGUUUUCCCAAAACAAAAAUCUAUCUUUUAGAAAGUUCAUUCAUGUCUUUUGCUUAUCUGUUAACCUCUAACAGGGUGAAGAUGUAAUAGAAUAUUGUAAUGCAUAGCUGUCAAAAUCAUAUACAUGUACAUUGCUCCAGAAGAACAGGUAAAAAUUGACAAAAGCCCAAAAACUUACUGUAAAUGAUGGACACAUCCAUCACACAAGAGUGACAGCAUGACACUCACGUAGAAAAUUUUAACCAAGGUUUUUGAUAUCACUGGCAACAUUUCAAUAUGGUAUCAAUAACUUUGAAGCUUGAAGCCGGCCGCAUUUUUGACAAAGACUCAUUAAUAACUAGGGAGAGGGGA